Geosmithia morbida is the source of this 1341-nucleotide messenger RNA. RefSeq names its product N-acetylglucosamine-6-phosphate deacetylase. NCBI's taxonomy places the organism in Eukaryota, Fungi, Ascomycota, Sordariomycetes, Hypocreales, Bionectriaceae. The transcript has 3 exons. Gene Ontology annotation, molecular function: N-acetylglucosamine-6-phosphate deacetylase activity. Gene Ontology annotation, biological process: N-acetylglucosamine catabolic process. The record is from RefSeq and is a predicted model, not a curated record. The coding region runs from base 1 to 1341 and encodes 446 amino acids.
AUGCCUAUCGCACUCUCCCAGAUCGCCCAGGCCAAAAAUGGUCUCACAAAAUUCACAAACUGUCGCCUGCUGAGGGGUGACCAGCUGGUCAACGAUGACCUAUGGGUCAGUUCGGUCUCGGGCAAGAUCAUACACAGCCAAGCCUCCUUCUACGAUGAACUCGUCCUCCCCGACAGGACAAUCGACCUGGGUGGCCGCAUCGUCGCCCCCGGCAUGAUCGAGUGUCAGCUCAACGGCAUCUUUGGCUUCAACUUUUCCACUCUGAUGGAUGACAUGUCCCAGUAUGGAAAGAGGGUCAACGAGAUCAACCGUCAGCUCAUCCAGACGGGUGUCACGUCCUAUCUCCCCACAAUAACCAGUCAGAUGCCUGAGCUGUACCAAAAGGCACUCCCGUACCUGGGACCAUCGGGCCAAAGCCGUAUUGCCGACAACGGAGCUGAAUCUCUGGGAGCUCACUGUGAGGGGCCGUUCCUCAGCCCUACCAAGAAUGGCGUACAUAGUGUUGACGUGCUUCGUGACGCGCACACGUUUUCCGACCUGGAAGAGUGCUACGGUGCCUACAACAUCAACAAGGACAACAGCAACAUGCAGGCCCAGUCGGGGGACACUGCGCCACUCCCUAUCAAGAUGAUCACGGCUGCCCCGGAGCGCGGCCGGAUGACGGACCUGAUACCUGAGCUGACCUCUCGGGGCAUCAUCUACUCGAUCGGCCACUCCGAGGCCACAUACGAGGACGCCUCGGCCGCCGUCAACAACGGGGCCACCAUGAUCACGCACCUCUUUAAUGCUAUGCGCCCUCUGCACCACCGCAACCCGGGCAUCUUUGGCGUCCUGGGCACUGCCGAGGACAAGAACCGCCCAUACUUUGGCAUCAUUGCUGACGGCAUCCACCUCCAUCCCACUACCAUCAAGAUCUCCUACAACGCCCACCCGGACGGCUUCAUCCUCGUCACCGAUGCCAUGCACCUGGCCGGUCUGCCCGACGGGGCCUACCCCUGGACCAACGGGGAGAACACGUGCAACAUUGUCAAGACGGGUUCUACGCUCAGGCUCGAGAAUUCAGAGACGAUUGCUGGAAGCUCCAUCACCCUUCUCGAAUGCGUCAACAAUUUCCUCCGCUGGUCAAGGGCCAGUGUCCCGGCGGCCCUCAACGCGGUGACGGCCACGCCGGCGUCAAUGCUAGGCUUGGAGGGCGUCAAGGGCACGCUGGAUGCCGGCGCUGAUGCUGACCUGGCCAUAUUUGACGAGAAGAUUGACGCCGGCGGUGCCAGUCAGCUUUGCCUCGACCAGGUGUGGAAGUUUGGCACACGGGUCCUACCGUCUGAGACGAAGACCCUAUGA